This is a messenger RNA of Anopheles nili, 3096 nucleotides long. RefSeq names its product WD repeat-containing protein 6. The transcript has 3 exons. The record is from RefSeq and is a predicted model, not a curated record. Bases 1 to 3096 code for a protein of 1031 amino acids. Gene Ontology annotation, cellular component: cytoplasm. Gene Ontology annotation, molecular function: protein binding. NCBI's taxonomy places the organism in Eukaryota, Metazoa, Arthropoda, Insecta, Diptera, Culicidae. Gene Ontology annotation, biological process: tRNA methylation.
AUGCUUGUUCUUACUGAUGCGGUUUGCGUUCGCGUACUGUGUAGUGAAAAACUACUAGUCGCAAAUGGAAAUCAAUUGCUGCUGCUGUUCUUGACACCGAGUUGUAAAACGAGACGAACUAUUGUUCCCACGCCGCGGCUGAUGGAUAAAAUACACGGAAUUGAAACGUGCAGCAUUGGAAAUGAAAAAUUUCUAGUGAUAUUUCAUGCAGGGCGAGAAGCCUACAGUACUACAUUGGACUGCAAAACGUAUACAUUUUCCGAAUGUACACGCAUCUCUAUCUCAGAGGAGGUUUGCUUCCAACCAGUUCCUCAUAUACGCCGUCGAGUCAACGAUUGGAUUAGUUGCAUAUCGCUACUAUCUCCGACACAGCUCUGUAUCGUCACUAGCCAUGGAGUGGCAGUGCUCUUAGAACGUAAUAAAAACCUUGACAUCGUGCAAUGGGAUUUCGUCGAAAAAACAGCCUGCGAGGAUGGUUCUACACUGUACUGUUCAACCAUCAUCGGUCAGCGAUGGGAGGAAGCUCUGUGCUUCUCUGGAACGGCUCUUGGGUUAUUGUUAGUGUGGUCUGUUGCCGGCAGCAAAAACUGUCGAGGCAAAGUUUUGGCGAGUGUCUCGGCUCACAAUGGCGUAAUUUUUUCUAUAGCCUGUGAUUUAAGCUCCGGCUUGCUGACAACAACUUCUGACGACCGUUCCGUAAAAUUUUGGAAUAUAAAUAUAGAACGCAAUGGGGGUGAUAUAAAAGGAGUGAUUCUUCGCGAAGAACGAUAUUGUUUCGCUCAUACUGCAAGAGUAUUCCAGUGCCGCAUAAUCAAAAGUGCUUCUCAAACGUUGGUUGCAUCGAUUGGAGAAGAUUCUCAUCUUUGCCUAUGGAAUCCUAAUGGUGAUUUAUUGCUUAAGAAACGUCUAGACGAGGGUCCUACUUUGUGGAGCAUGGAUUAUGAUGAUGAAAAAACCACAAUUUUCGUUACUGCAAGUAAUGGAAAUCUACACAAAUAUUGUAUUAGAGACUUUGUGGAUGAGAAUAGUGUGCAAUUCAAGAAUUGUAGCGAUUUGGUAGAUAUAAGCCCCGUAUUGGAAACUAACGAGCAUUUAGCAAAAGUUAAAUUCUUGCACAACGGGUCUAUAGUAGGUGUGACGAACAAAAAUUCUGCCAUUGUACUUGACAAAACUGGUAAAAUUGUGUGUACCCUGAAGCAGAUGGAAUUCAAAUGUAGCAUCGUCGAUGCUGAAGAAUUUCAUCUUUUUCUCGCCGGUAGCAAAUGCAUUCAUGUUUACGAUGUGUCUGAAAAUAACUACACAACUUUGAAAACUUGUAAAAGUAUAUCGUUUGUCCAAGACGCUUUUAAUACUACUACACUAGAAUAUAGCACGCAAGAGGGCAUCAUACGAUCAUUGAAUUAUUGCACGCGGUCUAAAACUGUUGCCGUAUGCGAUGAAAGUGGACGAUGUCUGAUAUUAGAUGAAUGGCUGACAACUGUGCGCUCCUGCCAUAGAAUUCCAAAGUCGUCUGAAAGAUGGAUAACAUCCUUCGUUGCUCUCAACGAAGAGUUAUUACUUCUCGCCGAUCGCUCCGGACACUUGUAUCUGUUUGAUCGACUCCAAGUAGAUCCGAUCUUUCAAUUGGCCAACGUCCAUGGCAAACUUGGCAUUACAUCGAUUACUGUCGAUGAUGCGCUUCUCACUGACGAAGGAUAUCAUUUGAAAACAACGGGCCAUGAUGGAAGAAUCUAUGAACUAUUUGUCAAUGUUAUCGAGCGAAAGUUAGAAGUACUAGUAUUUUAUAAAUCUCUCAUAGGAUGGAUCGAUCGCACUUUAUGUUAUGACAACAGACGACUUUACCUAGGAUUUAAUGGUUCUCAUUUCGUUAUGGCCGACGAUUGUAACGAAAUAUACACACAAUUUGACUGUGGUGGAGGUCAUCGCUGUUGGGAUGUUUUUUACAAUCAGUACUCAAAGACAUUAACAUACGUAUUUAUUCAGCACAAAAGAUUAAAAAUGUUUGAAUAUAUGGCAAGGACAAACACGGGCACUGAACUGAAAUUGCCGCGAUUCAAUUGGCAUACACGAGCUUGCAAUACAUUGGAAAUUGCCCGCUGGGGCGACUUUUGUUUGCUCCUUUCUGGGGGAGAAGAUAACAUUCUACGGAUAAAUACGCUGGCCAAUGGCGAAAUACUUGAAGACCCUCGCAAACAUUUAUUCAAUCACAUCUCGAGCAUUAAAACGAUCGUACUGAGAAAGCACAAUGAAAACGAUACCUUGAUCAUGGUAUCGGCCGGAGGAAGAGCGCAGAUAUGCGUGACGAGUAUCGAUUUAAAAAGUUUCCGGAUCAAACAAGAGUGUGAGUACAUGCUUUUGGCAACAGAUUUAGAGCGCAGUCGAUGGAAAACAAAUCGCAGAUCAACCAUCGAUCCGGAAACAAAAUUUAUGUGUGCUGCUUUAAUCCCGAAUGAUAGGAUUGUUUUUGGAUGCUCUGAUGGGUUUGUGCGAAUUUUUCAAGUAGUGUGUUGUGAUAGACAGUGGUCGGUGUCACCGAUAUGUGAAACGUUUUACGGCCGAUGCAUACUUCAGGUGAUGAGCAUGGAUAUGCAUGGAGAUACCAUUUUUGUUACCAUGGCAACCGACGGUUAUAUAUGUUUUUGGAAUGUUUCUACACCCAAUGAACCAGUAUAUCGAACCCGUCAUCAUAGUAGCGGAGUAAAUGCGGCCGAUGUGAGAGAGAUGGAUGAUGGAAAGGUACUGAUAGCCACUGGCGGUGAUGAUCAGUCAAUAGUGGUAUCUUUGUUCGAAAUAUCAAAGAUUGAGGGCCAGCUUCAAAUUCGAUUAGUGUGGCAAGUAAGUGAAAAAUAUUUACAUACAGCUCAGGUGACAGGGUUAAAGUUGCUAGACAUAGAAAGAUUGAUAAGUGUAGGAGUUGAUCAACGAGUAUAUGUCAGCAAAUUUAGUAGCUGCACGCAAUUCGAAGUCAUAAGCAGCACAAACACUUGUGUGUCGGAUGUGAAAGGGUUGUCUUUACUGCCUAACGAAAAUAACUUAAUUAUAUAUGGUUGCGGCAUAGAAAUUAUAAACCUAUCAAACUUUUCGAAUGUUCAAUAA